Molecule: messenger RNA, 1386 nt
Organism: Momordica charantia (bitter melon)
Lineage: Eukaryota; Viridiplantae; Streptophyta; Magnoliopsida; Cucurbitales; Cucurbitaceae
Source: RefSeq, a predicted model, not a curated record
UCUCUCUCUCUCUUUCUUUCUGUCUCUUUUUCUCAAUUUCCCUCUUUGUCCCCACCAUCCUCAAACUUCUCUUCAUCAGAAUUGGAUUUCAAUUUCUUCCAUGGCAGCCAUAGCCUGCAGAGAUGAAUCCGACUACGACAGCAGCUGCUCGUCCAUAACAGUCCCGGACUCGAGCCGGAGCUGGAUGAGCAACCUGAGCUUCGGGAGCCGGCGGCGCAGCAGCUGCGCGUCAGCGGCGGAGGGUGCGGGGGGGUGGUCCCCGUCUCCGCAGAAGCCCCACAAGGCGAACUCGGCGGCGUGGGAGGCCAUGCGGUGGCUCCGGGGAGCGAAGGGGCGCGUGGGGCUGGAGCACUUCCGGCUGCUCCGGCGCGUGGGUAGCGGAGACAUAGGGAAUGUUUACCUGUGCCAGAUAAGGAACCCCAUGGUGGGGCUGCCGCAGUGCUUCUACGCCAUGAAAGUGGUUGACAGAGAAGCGCUUGCCAUACGGAACAAGCUCCGCCGUGCCGACAUGGAGAAGCACAUUCUCGCCGGCCUUGAUCACCCGUUUCUCCCCACUCUUUAUGCCGACUUUGAGGCUUCUCAUUACUCUUGUUUGGUUAUGGAGUUCUGCCCCGGCGGAGAUUUGUACGCCGCCCGUCAGCGCCUCCCCGCCAAACGCUUCAACAUUUCCUCCGCUAAGUUUUACGCGGCGGAGAUAAUUUUAGCGCUGGAGUAUCUGCACAUGAUGGGAAUUGUUUACAGAGAUUUGAAGCCCGAAAACGUGCUGGUCAGAGACGACGGCCACAUAAUGCUGUCGGAUUUCGACCUCUGCCUCAAAUGCGACGUCGUUCCCAGGCUCAUCUACCUGGCGCCGGAGGUGAUCUCCGGCCAGGGCCACGGCAGCGCCGUCGACUGGUGGACUCUGGGGAUUUUCCUGUACGAAAUGCUGUACGGAAAAACCCCAUUCAAAGGGGAAAACAACGAGAAAACGCUAAUCAACAUUCUGAAGCAGCCAUUGGCGUUUCCGAGAAUUGGGUUCAGCAGCAGCAAAGAGUAUGAAGAAAUGGCCAAAGUUGAGGAUCUAAUCGCCAAGCUUUUGGUGAAGAAUCCCAAAAAGAGAAUCGGAAGCAUAAAGGGGUCGGUUGAAAUCAAGAGACACGAAUUUUUCAAAGGCCUUAAUUUUGCUCUAAUCAGAUCCGUAAGGCCACCCCAAAUCCCCAAUUCUGAUUUCCACCACGCAAAAUACCCUUCUAAUUACUUCCCAAAAUUGACCAAAAAACAAAGGGACCAACCCUACCAAAUCCCCCCUCAUCACCAUUUUGAUUAUUUCUAAAUUCCUCCUCCUAAAAUCCCAUUGUAAAUACAUCAAAACAAUCAAGAAACUGAAAAAAAGAGUGAUUUUGGUUU